AAGUGCAUUCUAUUUAAAUACUUCGAAAAGGUUUCAAAGCCAACUUCAGACUCUACAAUUUGUUUGUGCUUCGUUUAUGCAGAAAAGUUAAAUUUGCAAUUUCUGGUUCAAAUUUAGUGGUUAAUCAUGACGGGCCCUCGGUUAAAGCAGAUUGUCGUCGAGAAUUUCAAGUCAUACAGGGGAAAUAUGACUAUUGGGCCAUUAAAACCGUUUAACGCCGUUGUUGGCCCCAAUGGGUCAGGUAAAUCUAAUUUCAUGGAUGCUAUUUCAUUCGUAAUGGGUGAAAAAACCAGUAGUCUUCGUGUUAAGAGAUUAAGUGACCUUAUUCAUGGAGCCGCUAUCAGUAAACCUGUUUCAAGAAGUUGUUCUGUUACUGCUGUUUUUAUUUUAAACGAAGAAGGAAAAGAGAUUGCAUUUCAACGAUCGGUUCAAGGAAGUGCAUCUGAGUACAGAUUAAACGGCUCGUUGGUGUCAAAUCAUGAAUAUAUGGUUGAAUUGGAAAAGUUGCGAAUUAACGUGAAAGCGAAGAACUUUUUGGUCUUCCAAGGAGCCGUGGAAUCGAUUGCAAUGAAAAAUCCCAAAGAAAUGACGUUGCUUUUUGAAGAAAUAAGUGGAUCAGGAGCUUUAAAAGAAGAUUACGACAAAUUAAAAAAUCAAAUGCAAAAGGCACAAGAAGAAAUCAAUUUGGCUCUGCAGAAAAAGAAAGGAAUCAAUGCGGAACGUAAAGAGGCUCGCCUUGAAAAAGAGGAAGCUGAUAAAUACGCUCGAUUAAAAGAUGAACUUAAUGAUAAAUUAGUUGAGCAUCAAUUAUUCCGUCUUUAUCAUAACGAGCAUGAAGUUAAAAGCCUCGAAAACGAUCUAAAAGGAAAACACCGUGAAGUUGAAAAAAUCGAAAAAAGAAAAGAAAAAGCCGAAGAAGUACUCAAAGAUAAACGCAAAGAUCAAGGUAGAAUUAAUCGAGAAUUAGCUAAAUUUGAACAGGAUAUUCGAGAGGUUGAGGUAGAAAUCUCAAAAAAGAAACCUCAAUUUAUUAAAGCAAAAGAACGCGUUUCUCACAUGCAAAAGAAACACGAUGGGGCCAUAAAAACCUUAGAACAAGCGCGAAAAGCUCACGAAGCUCACAUGAACGAUAUAAAAAAGCUCGACGAUGAAUUGGCAGAAGUGGAAAAGGCUAAAGAAGAAUACGAAAUGACGAUUGCCGGCGAAAGUCAAAGCCAAGGGCGCGACGUUCACUUGGAAGAUGAACAAGUUGUUGAAUAUCAUCGAUUGAAAGAGGAAGCCGCGAAAAGAUCGGCUCGGUAUAUGCAAGAAUUGGAUUCUGUUAAUCGAGAACAAAAAGCCGAUCAAGAUCGUUUGGACAACGUGACUAGAUCGAGAACGGAAACGGAAAAUAAACACCGACAAAAAGAGCAUGAAAAAGAAGAGAUGGAGAAGAGAAUUGAGAAAUUAAUGGAACAUAUUCGAACAAGCGAGCAAGCUUUGUUGGAUCAAAAGCAAUUGCGUGAAGAUUUACAAUCCGACGUGGGGUCUUCUAAAGAUCGUGUUCAAGAAAUACAAAGACAAUUAGAUGAUGUCGUCGAACAACUAGGGGAUGCUAGGAUUGAUAAACACGAAGAUUCAAGAAGGAAAAAGAAACAAGAGAUUGUUGAGAGAUUCAAAAGUAGUUAUCCCGGUGUGUAUGAUCGGAUGAUUAAUAUGUGUCAACCAACUCAUAAACGCUACAAUGUGGCUGUUACUAAAGUUUUGGGGAAAUAUAUGGAGGCUAUCGUUGUUGAUACCGAACACACAGCUCGUCAAUGUAUUAAAUAUUUGAAAGAGCAGAUGUUGGAACCAGAAACGUUCUUACCAUUAAAUUAUUUGCAAUUAAAACCAAUAAAGGAACGAUUAAGACAUAUCACUGAACCGAAGGGGGUGAAAUUGCUGUAUGAUAUUCUCUUUUUUGAACCUCAAGCUAUUUCAAAAGCUGUUCUUUUCGUUACAAAUAAUAUUUUGGUUUGUGAAACUCCGGAGGAUGCGAGCAAAGUUGCAUAUGAAUGUGGAGGAAGAUAUGAUGCUGUUGCUUUAGAUGGGACUUAUUAUCAAAAAGCGGGUAUAAUUUCUGGUGGGAGUUUGGAUUUGGCUCGAAAAGCAAAACGAUGGGAUGAAAAGCAUAUGUCUCAACUAAAAGCACAAAAGGAAAAACUUACAGAAGAAUUACGUGAUUCAAUGAAAAAAUCAAGAAAAGAAUCUGAAUUGAACACCGUUGAUUCUCAAAUUCGUGGGUUGGAGACUCGUCUAAAAUAUGCCAAAACAGACAUGGAGAGCACCAAUAAGCAAAUAAAAAAAGUCGAAAGGGAAUUGGAAAUCCUUUCAAAUGAAAUCACUCAAUACAUUCCUCAAAUGGAAGAAAUCGAAAAAUCGAUGCAAGUUCGCGAACAAGAAAUUGAAGAGGUUAAACUAAAAAUGAACAAUCUCGAGGAUGUCGUAUUUUCCGCAUUCUGCCAAGAAAUCGGCGUAAAAAAUAUCCGUCAAUACGAAGAUCGCGAACUUCGCGCCCAAGAAGAGCGUAAACAAAAACGUCUCGAAUUCCAAAAACAAAUUAAUCGAAUCACCAGUAACUUAGAAUUUGAGAAAAGUCGCGAUACACAAAACAAUGUGAGUCGUUGGGAACGAACGGUUAACGACGAAGAAGAAAAAUUAGAAUCGUGCAAGAAACAAGAAGCAAAACAACGCGAAGAAAUCGAUAAAGAUAUGCGUCAAGUCGAUCAUUUAAAAGCACAAAGGUUAUCAAAAAAACAAGAAUGCGAUGGGAUGGAAGAAGAAGUGGGAAAAGCUCGUCGUGAAGUGGGUGCUAUCGCGAAAGAUGUUCAAGCGGUACAAAAACAAGUACUUUCUUUAGAAGCAAAAAUUGAAACGAAAAAAAGUGAUCGCCACACCAUUUUGAUGCAAUGCAAAAUGGACGAUAUUGUUAUUCCUAUGUUAGUUGGAAAUAUGGAGGAUAUCGUCCAACCCGAUCCUAGCUCAAACCCUUCAGCUGAUACAAGCACUUCAGCAGUUCAAUACGAAAGAGAAGCAAGAAUUCAAAUCGAUUAUAGCCAACUUUCAGAUCAUUUAAAAGAUUUAGACGAAAAAGAUGACAUUAAAAAGCAAGCGGAUAAAUUAUAUAAAGCAAUUCAAAGUUUACAAGACACCUUAACUAAAAUUCAAGCCCCGAAUUUAAGAGCGAUGCAAAAAUUGGAAGCCGCUCAAGGUAAAUUACAAUCAACCAACGAAGAAUUUGAAUCACUCCGAAAACAGAAUCGCAAAGCUAAAACGGCUUUCGAAAAAAUUAAACAACAAAGAUACGAAAAAUUUACGAGAUGUUUCGACCAUGUUUCUAAUGAAAUCGAUAAUAUUUAUAAAAGUUUGGCUCAAAAUCAAUCAGCACAAGCGUUUUUGAAUACGGAAAAUCCUGAAGAACCCUAUUUAGAUGGGAUUAAUUAUAAUUGUGUUGCUCCAGGAAAACGAUUUCAACCAAUGUCGAAUUUAUCGGGUGGUGAAAAAACCGUAGCCGCUUUAGCUUUACUUUUUGCUAUUCACAGUUAUCAACCAGCGCCGUUUUUCGUUUUGGAUGAAGUUGACGCUGCUUUGGAUAAUACUAACAUUGGGAAAGUAGCAAAAUAUAUUACAGAAAAAACGGGAACUUUACAAACGAUCGUUAUUUCAUUAAAGGAGGAGUUUUAUUCGCACGCUGAUGUUUUAAUUGGUAUUGCACCAGCUCCUGCUGAGUGUUUGGUCAGCAAAGUAUUUACAUUUGAUGUAACUAAAUAUCCAUAUUAAAAAGUAUAACUAAUCUUAUUUUAAUUCAUGUUACGGUAUUAUUGCAGUUUUUUUUAAUAAAACAAUA
Onthophagus taurus is the source of this 3865-nucleotide messenger RNA. It is a transcript of the gene SMC1, whose product is annotated as Structural maintenance of chromosomes 1. Gene Ontology annotation, molecular function: ATP hydrolysis activity; ATP binding; protein binding. Gene Ontology annotation, cellular component: nucleus; cohesin complex; chromosome. Gene Ontology annotation, biological process: sister chromatid cohesion. The record is from RefSeq and is a predicted model, not a curated record. Lineage: Eukaryota; Metazoa; Arthropoda; Insecta; Coleoptera; Scarabaeidae.